Messenger RNA from Rotaria sp. Silwood2, 2892 nucleotides. NCBI's taxonomy places the organism in Eukaryota, Metazoa, Rotifera, Eurotatoria, Philodinida, Philodinidae. The record is from the annotation of a GenBank genome assembly.
AUGGGUGAGACUUCGCGUAAUCAAUCAUGCAUGAGCUUUCUCAAACCUCAAAAUGGAUAUCCAAUUGAACGAAAAGUGACUGAUACUUCAGGUCGAUUAGGUUCACUUUAUGACGCUUCAACAGAUAAUUUAAUUGAUCGACAUUCUGUUCAACGAAUUAAAAGAAAAGAACCACGUAAACGUUUUAUAUGUCGGAUAUUUUCAGGUGAUCAAUCAAGAGAACUGAUUAGUUUUCUAAGAGAUAUCGACUUUGAUGCUGCUAUUCGACAAAGUAUUUCUCUUCAAAUGGUUAUACCAUCAGGCGUUGGCCGUCUUAUUGAAUAUAAUCAACCUAUUAAUGAGAAAACUCGUUUUCUAUAUUAUGCUUAUAGAGCUAGAAAAGAAGAAUUAAAUGUUAAAGCUCGAAAAGCUGAUAAAAUCGUUGGAGCACCAAGAGAUUCAACUGAGGCGACUCAUAUGAUAACGAAAAUCUUAUGGGGUAUUGAAAUUUUAUGUAUUAUACAAAUUCCAAAUAAUCAAUCUGUCAAUGCGAUUGACCACUUACUUUAUAAUAUUUGUAAUCAACUUAAACAUAAUCAGAUUCCAAUUCAACUUAAUGAUAUUGAUCGACGUCUCAUGAAUCAAUUGACUGAUAUUACUGUAUUUGGAUCCGAAACAUGUGUCGAUUCAUCGAAUACAUCAAUAUCAGCUGUUCUCACUAGAAUACAAAAUUGGCAAAUAGAUACGAACUUGCAUCAACCACUUAUGUAUACGAUGCAACCAUUAAGGUGGCUUUAUAGGAGUCCGCAAUUUUCCGAUCCCUGUACUUUGCCUCAUCCAACUGAUCCUCAUAUUGCACGAAUUGAAAUGAUAAGUAAUCGUAUAAAACAUCAGAUAAAAGAUCUUACAGAAAUUAUACACAAUCUUCCGACAAAUUUUUCAAGUGCAACACUUAAUCAACGUUUAAAAGAUGUUCAACAACAGUAUCGUUUUGUAUUAGAUUCGCAAGAUAAUCUUCAAGAUCGUCUUAAAAGAGUGCUUGCAGAUGUUCGUCGGCAACGUGCCAGACCAGUAGUAUUAGACAAUAUUAUUGGAGAUCUACGUUAUGAAUGUUUACGUAAAACUGAAAUGGAAAAAUUUCGGACUAAUGUUGAACGAUUGUACAAUAAAUCAAUGUUAAUCAAAAAAUUAAAGAACAAUCAAAUUGAAUAUAUCAAUGCGCUCGAUAUCCGUCCUAAUCAAACAGUAAAAACGACAAUUAAUGAUACUGAUGUCUUGCUUAAACGUGCUUAUUCUAAUGAAAAUUUUCCUGUAAUUCUUUGGUAUACUAGUGAUCGUUUAGAACGUAUACAACAAGAUAAUUGGCAACAAAUAUAUCAAGAAUUAACUUUAGAACGUCAGCAUGCAGCACAACGAAUAACUUUAAUCUAUGUUGAUUUUAGUUACUUUGACGAAAGAUUAGAAAACUCUAUCAUUGUACGAUUACCAUUAACAGAAACACAGAAAAAUUACCAUGAUCGAAUAACAGAAAUAGAACCUCAACCGUCACGUAUUGAUUCAUCUCCAUCAUCCGUAAAGAAAAAAGUAAGAUCAUCAUCUCCACAAAUCCCAAUACCAUCUAAACCUCUAACAAUACAACCUAUACCUCCAAUACCACCAUCUAGAACUCCAGUAGAACGAUCAAUCGAAAUUAAUGUAUUGCUCUUGGGAGAAACAGGUGUUGGAAAAUCUACAUUCAUUAAUGCAUUUGUCAACUACUUAAGAUUUGAGAAUCUUCAACAAGCUGAACGAGGUGAACCAGUUGUAUUAAUUCCAGUUUCAUUUCUCAUUACUACUGGUGAUCAAUUCGAAGAUUUUAUUGUCAAAUUUGGUAAUGUUGAUUUAAAUGAAAAUCAUGAACAUGAAGGUCAAUCAGUAACACAACAAUGUAAAUCAUAUGUAUUCGAUUUGAAUGACAGAUUACGUUUACGUUUAAUUGAUACACCUGGUAUCGGUGAUACACGAGGUACUAAUCAAGAUGUAAAAAAUAUUGAUCAUAUAUUGAAUUAUUUAAAUAAUUUAUCUCAUUUAAAUUCUGUUUGUUUCUUACUCAAACCAAAUGCUUCUCGAUUAAAUAUUUUUUUUCGUUCAUGUCUUAAACAAUUAUUAACUUAUUUAACACCGAUUGGUUAUAAUAAUAUUAUAUUUUGUUUUACAAAUGCUCGAGCAACAUUUUAUGCACCAGGUGAUACUGGUCCAUUACUUCGAAAAUUGCUCAAUGAUGAACAUCUUAAUGAUAUUCCAUUUAAAAAAGAAAAUACAUUUUGUUUUGAUAGUGAAUCAUUUCGAUAUUUAGCUGCAAGAAAAUGUAAUGCUGACUUUGAUGAUUAUCAAAGACAAGAAUAUAUUAAUAGUUGGAAUACAUCAGUAAAAGAAUCAGUUCGUUUACUUAAUUUUAUUCAAAGAUGUCAACCAUAUUAUCUAGAAGAAUGGAUAUCUCCAAGAAAAGCUACUCUUGAUAUAUCUAUGCUUGCUCGACCUCUAAUGGAAACAUUACGAUUAAUAAUUUAUAAUUCGAAAUUAAACGAAGCGAGAUUAAAUGCUAAUCAUAUGAUGUUAAAUUCAAAUCCAGUUGACAUUGAUAUGUGUACGCAUUGUGCACAAAUUAAUGUCGUCGAAGUAGGUCCAUUUUGGUUAACUCAAUAUCAGCCAUCUAUUUUGAAAACCAAUACAAGUCAACAUCGUCGUUGUCCAACAAAUGGAAAAAAUUUUUUUAUUGAAUCUAUAGUAACAUAUGAAUUUGUUCCACUAUCAGCAGGUCUUAAAAAUGAACGAUGGCAAAGUUCUUUUCGUAAUUUUCUAUAUAAAUGUGAUAGACUUCAUCAUUUCUUACGACAACAAGGACCAUCAACUGAUGNUAUUGUUGCAGAAUAA